AACAAGUAGUGACUACUGAGGGCAAAUGCAAUGAUACAAAAUGGCAAUAGCCUUACACCCAAGCACUUUGAUACUUCCAUUCCUUUAAGUGCUAAUGUCAGUUAUGGUUAGCUAUACAAUGGAAGAUGCAGCCAAAGACAGAGAGGAAUGUGCAAAGCAACUAGUAGGACUGGCUACAUGUCUGCCUUACGUUGGUGAUCAAGCAAAAGCACCUACACCAGAUUAUUGCACUGGUCUUAAACAAAUCCUAAAGGACAACAAGAAGUGCUUGUGUUACAAAUCUGAAUUAGGACUACAGAAUGUAACACUUGCUUUGGGCCUGCCCUCAGUUUGCCAUGCCCCUGCUAAAGUCUCCAAAUGUCCCGCUCUUCUACACUUGGAUCCUAAUUCACCAGAAGCUCAAGUUUUCUACCAAUUGGGAAGGAGUUCUAAUCAAAGUGAUGGUAGUCCUGCUCAUAGUCCUAGUGGUGUAGGGAGUUCCGCGAGUGCCAAAAGUGAAGGGACCAUUGGUCAAGACAAGAAUGAAGGUUGUUAUGAUCAAAAGAGAUGGUUUGAAAUGGAGAUUGUUAUUGGCGGGGCCUUAACAUGGUGUUUCAUCAAUUCACACUUGUUCAUAUAGGUACUUGGACUGUCACUUUUCAGUAACUUUGGCCUUGACUGCUGUUUUGUAAUUGUUAUACUCAUGUUAUAUUCUCUUCAUUUAUUAAUACUCCCUACCUCUAUUUAUCCCAAAAUAAUAAUAAAACCCUUCCAACUCUCCCUUUA
Messenger RNA from Quercus lobata, 765 nucleotides. RefSeq names its product protein YLS3-like. Lineage: Eukaryota; Viridiplantae; Streptophyta; Magnoliopsida; Fagales; Fagaceae. The record is from RefSeq and is a predicted model, not a curated record.